AUGGAAAAUGACGGGGAGAAAAUGGCGGGGAAGGGAGCCCACAAGCGAAGCAGAAUGGACUUCGAAGAUGAUAACGGCUUGACAGAAGAUGACUCUGAGUACAGUCGUUCGGAUGAAGAUGAGGAAGGAUGGUGGACUGAAAAUGAGAGCGAAGAUUCGAAUGUCGAACAGGAAAUCGAAGAGCACGAAUAUACCAUCUCCGAUGACCCGACACGAACAAUUAAAAUCCGGUUAUCGUUGACAGAUGAAGGAUUCAGCGAAUCUAAGUGGAUAAAAAACUUUGUCGCCGAAUGCACCUGUGAUGGCGUCACCGUCGCCAACGCUCUAGCCCGCUAUAUUCAUCGAGAAGAUAUUCGCCCUGAAUUCUGGGAAAGGAUGGAAGAGCCCAGCGAGGAAACGUGCGAUGUGGCCUUCGAUAUCUUUGAUCGAUAUGGAACAGUCCAGGCCAAGUACAAGGACCAUCCAGUGCAAAGAGGAACUGGUAUAUGGGGAAAUGAGAUUGAUCAUGGCCCUCUUUUUCUACUUGAGAAGCUUCAUGUCACAGCACUUGAACUACGUCGGAAGGGACUCGGAUGCAAAGUGGUGUCUUUACUAUUGGAAAAGGCGAAGAGGUUCCACCAACAUGAAAGGCCAGAUGGUGAAGACGCGGAUCUUAUCUAUGGUUCCGACGAGGCUUUCGAGCGAGCAUGGACUCUUCACGCUCUAGUUAGGCCUGGAUAUCUAACAGCCGAUACCAAACCGCAGCUCAAGGGCAAACCCGCUGAAGAACGCUUAAUAACAAAAAAUCGAAGUGAAUCUGCUGCAAUUGACUUUUGGCGAUCGUGCGGGUUUCGUCGAAUUGGAGCAUCUCGCUGUUUUGCAUUAUCAUUCGAUCUCCAGCAUCAGUCUCGCGCAUUUGCGGCGGCGUGUGAUUUUGAACCACGGAGGAGUAAUGCGGAAGAUCUCGAGGACGAAGAGCUUGAAAUUCUGUAUGACGCAGACCCUUGGACUACUGUAAAGGAACUGAAAAUGGAAAGGCUUCGUGACUUGUUGCCACUACAUCACGCAAGUCUCACUCUAACGGAUGAAGAGCUCAGGGCUUUCUUCAUCACUCAUGCUGAUGAUAAGAUUGGCUGGAAUCAAGUGACGAAAUCUGAAGCCACGCUUCUACAUCUAACAGCUUGCGAAAUCAAGCCUUUAAGUACACAAUGGCUCCUUGAGAAUGUUCCCCGCGCCGACACUUGGAAGGCUGCUCGUGACAUUGACGGGCUCACCCCGCUCGAAGUGUUACAGGAGAAGUUAGAAAAAAUGAGAACACGAAAGUUCUAUGGUUUUUUCAGGGUACUCAACAUAUCGGAUCGCUUCGAAGGGAACUCUGAGGCCGCAGUGUCCUGUCUUUCACUGCUAUUUGGACAGGAUACUCUGGGGCUUAAUAAAGCAUGCCUUCGAUACGGGUGUACAUGCGGCGACUGCGUGGGGGGUUUUAUUUCCGCCCGAAUGAGGAGUUCUCUAACCUUUCAGGGCGAACUUACGUAUGACCUUAUGCAGGAAGGAAUUGAUGAUGGCAGCUUUUGGGUAGAAGACAAUGACUACAUCAUCAUACACCUCAAUGCCGAUGUGCGACAAAACCUCAAAAGCAACAAGUCAUUACGAAGAGGCUUUAUGAAUAUUUUCCGACUUGCCGUUGAGUGUCUUAAGGCCAAUAAGGUCCCCAGCGCAGAAAACCUUGAGUGGUAUUCUAACAACCGGAGCGAGUGGCCGCCACAUUCCAAGAACUACCUACGACGCGCUGGAACGCAGAUGGGAUGCUGGGCAGUGCUUCGGUAUAUGUUUAAAACUGCCAAGGACUGGGACGAGAAAGCAGGUAACGGAGAGUGUCAACUCACGUUGGAAAAAACAUGGUCAGACCUUCCAACAUGUAGAAACGAUCAUGAGUUUGAAUUCGUUGCCCGGGUUUGUGGUUACGGUGGGGUAGAUUGCCUUUCGUUGCCAGGCUGGUACAUGUAA
Messenger RNA from Penicillium cosmopolitanum, 1986 nucleotides. RefSeq lists its product as uncharacterized. The record is from RefSeq and is a predicted model, not a curated record. Lineage: Eukaryota; Fungi; Ascomycota; Eurotiomycetes; Eurotiales; Aspergillaceae. Bases 1 to 1986 code for a protein of 661 amino acids. The transcript has 2 exons.